Ilyonectria robusta is the source of this 399-nucleotide messenger RNA. RefSeq lists its product as uncharacterized. The transcript has 2 exons. The record is from RefSeq and is a predicted model, not a curated record. NCBI's taxonomy places the organism in Eukaryota, Fungi, Ascomycota, Sordariomycetes, Hypocreales, Nectriaceae. The coding region runs from base 1 to 399 and encodes 132 amino acids.
AUGUUCGACAAUGCACCAACGUGUAACGCACUGAGCAAAGCAUCACUAUACCACCAACAAACAUCACUUACCACCAACAAACAUCACUUACCACCAACAACCACCACCAACACCAUGACCAACACCACGCCAAUAACCACCACCACCACCAUGUCGACAAACCUCACCCAAGAACCCCAGUCCUACGACUCCAGCUCCCCUCCCGUGUCCCCAUCCACCGGCCGCCGCAUGAGCGCCCACGCCGAAGCCGACGCCGCGCGCGCCAUCAGCCACACCAACAACUGGACGCCCGUGUUCGAGCACUGCCACAAGUGGAACAGCGAGGACCGUAAACACGCCAUGCACAUGGUGAAUAUUGGCGCCGUCAAGACUGGCCCCGGCUUUACGGAGCGACCUUGA